Syngnathus typhle (broad-nosed pipefish) is the source of this 1655-nucleotide messenger RNA. RefSeq names its product ethanolamine kinase 2-like. Gene Ontology annotation, molecular function: ethanolamine kinase activity. Bases 113 to 1147 code for a protein of 344 amino acids. The transcript is spliced from 8 exons. Gene Ontology annotation, cellular component: cytoplasm. Lineage: Eukaryota; Metazoa; Chordata; Actinopteri; Syngnathiformes; Syngnathidae. The record is from RefSeq and is a predicted model, not a curated record. Gene Ontology annotation, biological process: phosphatidylethanolamine biosynthetic process.
UGUCCACGGGAACAUUGGCCUCGGAGCACAACACUCCAGAGCUUGUUUGGUUCAGCAGACGGGACGUAGCGUUGGAACUUUUGGAAAUUUGGAGAAGGUGUACCCUGAUGAAAUGAAGACCAGCGAUGAACUUCUCCACAUUGACGUCCAUGUGGAUCAAAGUGAAGACCGCACCUCCGUCCUGGACCUCUUCAAGACGCUGAGACCUCACUGGAGGCCACAAGACAUCCGAAUGAAGACGUUCACCGAGGGCAUCACCAACCAACUGCUGGGCUGCUCGGUGGACGAGUCCGACUGCGUGCUGGUACGAGUGUACGGUCAACGGACCGAGCUCUUUGUGGAUCGCCAGCGGGAGAUGGAAAUGUUCCGCCUCCUGCACGCUCACGGCUGCGGCCCGCGGAUCUACUGCAGCUUCCGCAACGGCAUCUGCUACCAGUUUGUUCCUGGGGACGUGCUGGAGGACAAGCUGCUCUUCCAGCCCUCCAUAUACAGAUUGAUUGCGACGGAGAUGGCGAGAAUCCACUCCAUCCGUCCAACGGGCGCUCAACCCCCCGAGCGUCUACUGUGGACAAAGCUGUCUCGUCUUCUCACGCUCUUAGAGGACAGCAGCAAGAGUUCCACAUUCAGCCCUCAGUUUCCCGGCUUGGCGAGGUUGUCGGCGGAGGCGGAGUCACUGGAGCGACACCUCUCGUCAUUGGGCUCGCCCACCGUGUUGUGCCACAAUGAUCUCCUGACCAAAAACAUCAUCCAUGACCGCCAGCAGGGGAGGGUAAGAUUCAUCGACUACGAGUACGCCGAGUACAACUACCAAGCCUUCGAUAUUGGCAAUCACUUCAAUGAAUUUGCUGGCGUUCAGGAUGUGGACUACAGCCGCUACCCAAGUCGCAGCCUGCAAAGCGACUGGCUUGAGGCCUACCUGUUGAGUUACAAACAAUGCACAGGGCAAGACGUCAGCGUCACCCGAGACGAGGUGACGCGUCUCUACGUACAAGUCUGCAAGUUCUCCUUGGUAUCCAACUUCUUCUGGGGUUUGUGGGCAAUUCUCCAGUCUCACUACUCCUCCAUUGAUUUUGACUUCCACAGGUAUGCCAUGGCGCGACUCAACCGCUACUUUGAGAAGAAAGAAGAAUAUUUUUUAAUGGAAUAAAUCGACCGGGGAACGUACAAUCAAACAUAACUGUAGUAUGAACACUCUUCGGAAAUAAAUAUAUUAAUAAUCCAGUAAAAAAAAAAGUAUUCUUGAUAUCCCACUAUUAGUGUGGACUCUUUUUUCCCCCUUCCCUUCUCUAAGCCGCAAUAUUACAACUCGCGUUAUUGAUAAUGAAUAAAUGGAAAGAUUUUGUCCAACAACAACGUUGGUUCCAAAUGAAACGUACAGCUAAUCGUCAUUUAACGACAUUCAUUAACGAGUGUCGCCCUGGCGACGUCUGCUGGGUUCGUUUAAUCGUUCCAUCAAUGCUUACGAUACCCCCCCGCCCCCCAAAAAAAGAACCGCAACGCUUCUCCGAUUUAACAGUCGGCUAAAUGCAUGAAAUGCUUUCUUUCCAUGAGCACAUUGUUUCCAACGCCGCCAUGCCCGCGCUGGCCUAAACAUCAUCACAAAGCUCUUAAUCACACUUUACUUCACUCUCCGACACCACACACACACACACACA